AUGAGUAGGCUUCUUCUACGAGGGGCUGCAUGCCAAAAUGCUCGAAAUGAGGUGUUGCGAUCUCUUCCCGUCUCUGGCAUCCCACUGCCGCGGUUCUCUCCUUUUUCCUCCCCUUCGAUCCCCAACCCUAGAGCUUUCUCCGCCGUAACUUGGCUACGAUCUGAUCGUCCUCCGACUUCACACCAACUCGAAACCCAUCUGUCUGAACCGGAAGAUCCAACAGCUCAACUAGAAAACAAGACGCCAGCUACAUCACAACAUGUUCCCUGGUAUCUACAGGAAGAGGCGCCGACAGUGACAGACCGCCCGUUGAACGAGGCCCAUCUCCCGCAGAUCCCUGAUAAUUCACCAGAAAUGCUCUCGACCCUUCUGGAGUAUACCUAUAAGGACUUGGGUCUGGAUAGUCUCAAACUUUUCGACUUACGUGGCCUUGAAAUCCCUGCAGCUCUCGGUGCUAGUGUCAUCAUGAUCAUUGGCACUGCUCGCAGUGUUAAGCAUUUGAAUGUGUCGGCGGAUCGCCUCUGUCGCUGGCUUAGAAGUCAAUACAAGUUGUCUCCAUAUGCCGAUGGCUUACUUGGACGCAAUGAGCUGAAAAUCAAGCUUCGCCGCAGAGCCAAGCGAGCGCGUGCCGCUAGCGCAGCUGGCGCAAUGAUUGACGAAAAGGAUGAUGGGAUCACCACAGGAUGGAUCUGCGUUAACGCGGGCGUGGUUGACGAAGGUGCUUCCACGACGCAGCUGAGCGACGUUGGCAUCGAGGGAUUUGGUAACCUUGAUCUUGGCACCAGUGUGGUUGUCCAGAUAUUCACGGAGGAGAAACGGGCUGAUGUUGACCUUGAUGGUCUUUGGGAGGCGACUCUAGUUCGUGAAGGGCGACGAAACCUCAGGGAGAGCACAGAAAAUCCCUCAAAGACUAAUGCUGCGCCUCCUAGGUCUAUGUCUGAUGGAUUUGGCUCCACUCCGGGCUCAAAGAGAUACUUCCAUACCGCACGAUGA
Molecule: messenger RNA, 993 nt
Organism: Penicillium paradoxum
Lineage: Eukaryota; Fungi; Ascomycota; Eurotiomycetes; Eurotiales; Aspergillaceae
Product: RsfS/YbeB/iojap family protein
Exons: 1
Coding region: 1-993 (330 amino acids)
Biological process (GO): mitochondrial proton-transporting ATP synthase complex assembly; mitochondrial gene expression; mRNA stabilization
Cellular component (GO): mitochondrion
Source: RefSeq, a predicted model, not a curated record